AGAGAGAGAGCGGAAGGGAGAGAGAGAGAGGUUCACAUGCUUCUUCAACUUUGCAAUGAAAGUUUUCCCUCCUCCCCUCCCGCCUGUUCGUCUGCUCUGACCUGCGGCGCAGUAGGCCAGGUGGAGGAGCAAGUAUUCUGCGUGCGUCAGCUGCGUCGCUCGCGCGUCCAUAACCAUUACGUACGUCUCAGGUGUGCGGCAGGUGUAGCCCUGGACCCACCCACAGGGCAAACUGUCAGCCAGAAACUGCAACCUGUCAGUUCCAGCAGAGCGUCGCAGAGUGAGCGUCAGCAGGCUCCAGAGUUCCAGAGAAACAGAGAGGACUUCCCUGCUUCGCUGGAAAAACUAAGGACUCUGAUAGAAGCCAAAGUCCACAUCCUGCUGUCCCCCAUCACUGAGGAGCAAAAGGGUUUAGCGUGUGAGGAGAACAUAGGGAGAGGAGGACUGAGGAGUUUUGCCAUUUUGUGUGAGGAGCUGAACUUUCACCUCCAGCAGCUGCAGAGCAAGACAAAGCAGGAGCUCAGCAACAUCCAUACACAACUCUUGCAGAUUGAAGGCCACCAACAGCUGCUGACCACUGAGCUGUUUAAUCUUCAGGAGAAGAAAAAAGGAAUUGAACAAGAGCUGAAGAGAAACUCCUGUCUUCAGGCGUCCACUCUUCAGCUGUGUGCUUGUCGCGAGCUUCAGGCUUCGAUCACCGAUCGUUUGCUCCAAUCAGAGAGGCUGGUGUUCCAAGAGGAGGCACUGAGCGCGCUCCAUAAUCUGCUGACCCAAGACCUGCGGAGGUACCAGGAAGAGACACAGAGACUCACCUGUUUCACAGAGAAAAUACUCACCCAGUCCCACAGUUCAGACAGACGGGAAACGCCCACCAGCAGACAGAGUGAGCGCAGCAUGCAGGAAAAGAACGAGACCGAACAAGAGAACAACAUGCACGCGCCCAAGUUCCCUUCCUCCCAGUCACCACUUAGUCCUCAUCGGGCUACCAACAAUGUUGAGGCAGAUAUCUGGAGAGCCAAGAAACCACCUACAGGCUACAGUUCAAACCUACACCGAGCCAGCAGCAUCAAAGACCUGAUCAGUAAAUUCUCUGGUCCGGAUCACUUCUCUUCUCCUGGAUCCCCACAGAGCCCUUUUUCUGAGACAGGACAAGUUAGGAAAUCUGUUUCUGUAGAAGUUCUCGUUUCUCCACAGUCCAAGUCAAAUCCAUCCACACCCAGCAGCACUGAACAAAAUGAGAGUCCAGUUCCCAGCAUGAGUGUCACCCCUCCGUUCAGGGACAGCAUUCAGAAUGGGCCUGAAUCAGCUCAGAGAGAGACCAAAUCUAGUCAGAUCGCUGCAAGAAUUGAUUGUCCAGUAGGACGUAGCAUUGAGAAGACUGAUACAAAACCAAGAAGUGAUACACGAGCCCCAGACUCCACUAGAAACUCAAUAGCUGACUCCGGCACAGGAUCGGAGUCUGAGUUUGAUUCAAGCAAGCAGUCGGACAGCCCAUUAGAGGAGGAACCCUCCACACCCCGCUCUGUGACAACCAGAGAGAACCCGAAAUAUCAGCUGUUCCUCAGCAACGACAUAAAGACCAAUGGGGUGAGCGGCAGGGAUGCAGAUGGUUCAGGAGGCAGCGGGUCGGUGGGGGAGAACAGCCCCAGUUUGGCCCGACGGGACACCACCCGGCUGGGAAUGAACAACUACCAAGGGUCCCUGGAGUCCCUGGCCUCACGGGACUGGGACACGUCUGACCGGCUUGGUGUUGUUGACAGUCCUCCGAGGGUGUUCAACAGUCCAUACACCAUGGCAUCCUCCACUGAUUACAGCUCCAUAUACCGAAUGUCUGAGUUCAAGGGUGGACUGUCUCCUGCCACCUCAGAGAUGAACCUGUUCAAUCGCAGCUCCAGUCCAGUGGGCGUUCCUACGCCAACCCUCACCUCGCCCCGUCUUCGAUUCUCUGCCUAUGACAGUCUGUUGAAGAGACGGACUGAGCUCAACAACACUGUCGUACCCACCCACUACAGCAUGCGCUCUGCCACCCUCGGGGCCCCCAAUAGAAAAGACUACAUAGAGGAGUUGACCAAACAGCUGGAUGCCUGUCAGAAGCGUAACCAGUUCCUGGAGGCAGAGAGCGUGGAGAUGGAGAAGGAGAGGAACCAGAUCAGGUUCGAGAUGCGUGGUCUACUGGUGAACAACGAGGACCUGCUGCGGACCAACACUCAGCUGACAAACGAGAUCAAGCGGAUGAGAGAGAGGAUGUUAGAAAUGGAGAGAGAGAAAGAAUCCAUGGGCGAGAAAUUCAGAGAGAUGGAGAUUGAGGUGAAGGAGGCCCGGAACAUGAUGUUGGAGGCCAAUAAUCAGGAGUACGCCUUCAGUUUUCUCCAGCAGUCCCUCAAAAACAGGAUCCAGGAUGCUGAGGAAAACCUGGACAAGCAGACGCAGUACUCCCAGACUCUGUCUGAGAAGUUGUGGCACACAGAAAGACAGCUGGAGGAGCUGGAGGCCGACAAAGAGAGCAGAGACAAGAAGAUGGCCGAAUCCAACAGCACCAUCCUCAGACUGGAGACAGAGCUGGGUGACGCCCUGCAGUCGUCCACGCAGGCGGCAGCAGAGCUGAGCCUGCAGCAGAAGCUGCGCGAGGACAGCCAGAUGAGGGUGGACGAGCUGGAGGAGUCUCUGCUGGAGAAGGAACAGGAGCUUCAGAGACUGCAGGUCCUCGUCAGCAGACUGCAGGGAGAGGUUUCUGGCAAGCUGAUUGAUAAGGAGCAGACACUGGAGGAGGAGAUCCAGCUGAGAGAGAGGAUACAGCUGCAGUGUAAGCAAGCGGAGAGGAUGGUGGACGACCUCACAAUGGAGCUGCAGAGCACCAACCAGGCCAAAGAUGAGCUGGUCAAACAAGUCAAACAGGCUCAGGAGAAGAUGAUCGACCUGGAGACCGAUCUGGAGGAGCUGCAAGACAGUGAGCAGAGAUGGGCCGCCAAACACAAGAGAGCUAUCGAACAGACUGAGCAGCUGCAGCUGAAACUGAUUCAGGAGAAAGAUCUGAACGACCAGCUGGAAAGUGAAAAGACCGCCAUGGAGAGACAGCUGCGUGAGCUGCGUCUGGAGGUGGAGGACCUUCAGAGCUCCAAAGUUCAGGAGGACGUCAUCUCCAGGACGGAGAGCAGAGUCAAAGAGCUGGAGAACGCCCUGAGGACCGAAGAGAGGAACAAAUCUGUUCUGACUAACACCGUCAGUAAACUGGAGAGGAGGAUCAAUGAGCUGAGUGACCAGAUGGAAGAGGAACACAGGAUAGCUACUGAACAGAAAGAUCUGAUGACCCAGAGGAUGCGCUCCCUGAAGCGUCAGCUCAACGAGGCGGAGGAGGAGGCGAGCAGGAAGGAGGCGCAGUACCGCCACACCCAGAGGGAGCUGGCCGAGGAGAGGGAGACCAGCAGCCGGCUGCAGAGGCAGCUUCUCGAGCAGCACCUGCAGACAAAGCGGAAAGAGACUCUGACGAUUCGUCAGACUCUGGACAACCUGAGGUUGGACCUGAGUGUCGAUGACGAAGACAACGAACCGCAGGAGCAAACAAACGAAGUCACCAAAGUCUGAAACCUGCCGCUUCUCAUUCUCUCAUCACAAAACUUACAGCAGGCUUUACACUGACAGCGCAGUCAGGAUUCUUUUGGACACGGGACAAACCUGCAUCACUUUCACUGCAUGACAUUCUCUCAUCAGGAAUUAACACAGAAAUAAUUGGAAAAAAGAAAAAAAUAAACAGUGUGUGGUUGGCUUAUUGUUUGGCUGUUUGUUCUCUGAAAGAAAAGGAAUCAAACUUUUCAACUGAUUAUUCUAAUCCUAGGAAGAACAAAGACACCAAAUUACUAAUUUUCUUUAAAAGAUGUUCAUCUAAGUAUUUGCAAGUGAAGCUGACCUCCCAUGCACACAACUAAUAACUAAUGAACGGUCAAUGUUAAACUUCCAAUGAAUUAAAAUGUAUUGAAAGUGGCCCUCUUCUAGUGAGCAGCAGGAAUAACAACAGUGAAGUAUUUAGAUCAAAAAGUGGGCACUGAAGAGAGAAGCUGUCAGUGUGACCAACACAUCGGACAGUCAUGUGUUUCAUGAUGGGACUUAAAUCAUUUUGUUUUUUCAGGUUUUUUUUUUUAGAAAACGAAAAUGCAGACUCAAAGAAUGAGAUGUGAAGAUGACAAACGUCUCAGAUUUUGCAGCAUUUGCUUUUACUUGGCGGAGCUUUGCUUGACAGGUCUUUCAUGAGGAAGGGUUUUCCAUGUUAGAAGCUGGUUAACAUUGUAACGCAGUAUUUGAUCUGGUUUGUGACGCAUUACAGGGACGUGACACUCAACAUGAUAUAACUGUGGAGGAGGGACCUUUGAAUGUGAUUGUAGUUGUUGUUGAUUCACAAACAAUGAAGACUUUGUGCUUAUGUUACUCUUAAGAUUUGAAGAUUACUGAAUUUUCUCUGUUUGCAAUUGUUUAUGGGGAAAAAAAAUAUUUUAGAGAAUGAAAUUUUGUAUGAUUUUAGGUAUCAGCUUUUGUUUUGAUGUCAGUCUCCUCUCACAUACAGUAUCUGUUCACCAGAUAAGGUUUAAGGAUAAGACUAGCAAAGAAAAAAAGAAAAAAAAUAGAAGAUCUCUCCUACACACUUCAUGUCAAACUGCAUCUUUGUUUAGAGAUUUCAAGUGUUUAAAAGUGGAACAGCUGGGACGUUUUAGUCCUCACAAGUAAAAUAAAUGUCUAAAUACAGUUUGGAUUCAAAAUGUGUGUUUAAAAAGAGAACAGAUUAUUGUGUAAGAAGCACAAUAUAUGUUUAUAUGCUAUGUGGUUUUCUGUACCAUUCAUCUGCUUACUUUUUCUGUAUGCUCUUAUUCUGGAGGGUAUUUUUAUUUUUUAUUUUUUUGCCAAAAAGAAAACCAAGCACACAUUCUGAAGUAAACAGAGUUGGGCUUUUCAAUUCAAAUCAUCAGCAGAAAAAUCAUUUUUAUUUUUGAAUAUUGACUAUAGCCAAAAAAUACUUUAAUUUGAAAGAAAACUCACUUCCUCCUGUCAUAUGUUGUAAAGUCCUCUGUCUGCUUCUUCCUUGAAAGACAUCUGUCACCUAGCCUACAGCUCAGAUACAGUUUGGAUUCUCUGUUAUGUUUACAUGUAUUUGUGUAUUUUGCUCUUUUUUUUUCCAUAUUUCAGCUAUUGGGGUAAGUAAUUGCUAUACAAGUGUUCUUUGGUUGAUAGUGCCUACAGAUAUGUAAAAAGAAAUAGAAUACACCGACUUAUUUUUGUAAUUACACUUCACAUUCUGUUGGUUCUGCUGUUCUCGGGUAUUUAUUUUUAUUUUUCACAUUCUCUCUUUUGGUGAGAAGUUUCUUAGUAUAAAAUGGAAAUAAAUUCUUCUCCACUGUGAAUUCUUA
This is a messenger RNA of Scatophagus argus, 5393 nucleotides long. Its product is annotated as cingulin-like. The transcript has 23 exons. Bases 37 to 3582 code for a protein of 1181 amino acids. The record is from RefSeq and is a predicted model, not a curated record. Gene Ontology annotation, cellular component: myosin complex. NCBI's taxonomy places the organism in Eukaryota, Metazoa, Chordata, Actinopteri, Scatophagidae.